Messenger RNA from Lutzomyia longipalpis, 6999 nucleotides. Its product is annotated as fatty acid synthase-like. Gene Ontology annotation, molecular function: oxidoreductase activity; fatty acid synthase activity; phosphopantetheine binding. Lineage: Eukaryota; Metazoa; Arthropoda; Insecta; Diptera; Psychodidae. Bases 1 to 6999 code for a protein of 2332 amino acids. The record is from RefSeq and is a predicted model, not a curated record. Gene Ontology annotation, biological process: fatty acid biosynthetic process. The transcript is spliced from 5 exons.
AUGCCGACGGAAUUUAGUAAAUUCGACUAUAACGUCCAUGUUAACGGACAUGACGACUCUGGAGAUCUGGAAUUCGGGAAUUAUUCCGGGGAAAUCGUCAUAUCUGGCUUCUCGGGUCGUUUACCUGAGAGUUCCAACAUUGAGGAGUUCAAAAAUAACCUCUACAGUGGUGUUGAUUUGAUUAAUGAUGAAGAACGUCGUUGGCCUAGAGGUAUGCUUGGUGUACCUUCGCGUACGGCAAAAAUGAAAGAGGAAGAUGUGGCAAACUUUGAUCAUAUCUUCUUUGGCGUACACCAGAAGCAAGCAGAAGCGAUGGAUCCUCUUAUUCGGAUGCUUCUUGAGGCUACUCAUGAAGCUUUUGUUGAUGCAGGAUACAACCCCAGGGAUUUCCGAGGAUCUCGUACUGGUGUAUACGUUGGUAUUUCAGGAUCAGAGCAAGAACAAUAUUUGAAUAAGUUUCCCCAUUUGGUUAAUGACUACGGACUACUGGGCAGUAUACGAAACAUGUUUGCAAAUCGACUCUCGUAUACAUUUGAUUUGCGAGGACCUAGUCAUACCGUUGAUACAGCAUGCUCUGGUUCUCUCUAUGCAAUGAGACAGGCUUUUGCAGACAUUCGAAAUGGACACUGCGAUGCAGCCGUAGUUGCUGGAGCUAAUCUAGUUCUAAGACCCACUGUAACGAAGCAAUUCUUUAACCUCAGAAUGUUGAGUCCUGAUGGGAAUUCUCGAGUUUUUGAUGAGAGUGGAAAUGGGUAUGUGAGGGCAGAUGCGUGCGUUGUGAUGCUCCUACAGAAGACUAAAGAUGCUCGUAGAGUUUAUUCAACAAUCCUCAAUAUAAGAACAAAUACAGAUGGCGCCAAGGAGCAAGGGAUAACCUAUCCCAGUGGUCCAAUGCAAAAAAGACUAAUUGAGGAAACAUUUCAGGAAAUUAAACUCAAUCCCCUAGAAAUUGUCUAUGUUGAAGCUCAUGGAACGGGAACUAUUGUUGGAGAUCCAGAAGAAGUGAAUGUAGUUUGUGAUAUUUUCUGCAAGGAUCGCAAGACGCCGCUUCCCAUUGGAUCACUUAAGUCCAAUAUGGGACACUCAGAGCCAGCAUCUGGUAUAUGUUCGGUUGCAAAGAUGUUAAUUGCGAUGGAAGAGGGUAUCAUCCCUGCGAAUCUUCACUUCAAAAAUCCAAAUCCCAAAAUUCAUGGUCUACUCGAUGGACGCAUGAAAGUCUUAGUCGAGAACACUCCGUGGAAUGGUGGAGUCAUUUCCCUGAAUAACUUUGGAUUUGGUGGCGUGAACGUCCACGUCAUUCUGAAAUCUAAUCCAAAGAUUAAGAACAUCAGUCCUGUUAAUGAACUCCCACGUCUGGCUGUUGUAUCAGGCCGUACUGUUGAAGCUGUGGAGACUCUUCUGAAAGACAUUGAAAUUCACGCAGAAGAUGAGGAGUACUUUGCUCUGAUCCAUGAAGUUCACAGAAAAAACAUUCCUCUGCACAACUUCCGAGGCUACGCUGUUGUUAGCAAAGAUGAAAUUCUGUCUGAUAUUAUGGAACUGUCUGAGGAAAAGCGUCCAGUGUGGUACGUGUAUUCAGGAAUGGGUUCACAGUGGGCCCACAUGGCGAAGGAACUGAUGCAGAUCGACAUCUUCCGGAACAGCAUUUAUCGCUGCGCUGAUGCUCUACGUCCCGAAGGCAUUGAUCUCAUCGACGUAAUGACUAACAUGGAUGAAUCUAGCUUUGAUAUUUUGCAUAAUUUUAUUUCAAUCACCGCAAUGCAAAUUGCUCUUACGGAUGUUUUGACACAUCUUGAGAUCAUUCCUGAUGGGUUUGUCGGUCAUUCACUUGGAGAGUUGGGUUGUGCUUAUGCUGAUGGAGGUCUCACAUUAAAACAAACAAUUCUUGCUUCGUAUUCUCGAGGAAGAUGCAUUGUGGAUACGGAAUUAAUUUCUGGAAUGAUGGCAUCUGUGGGAUUGUCCUGGGAAGAAUGUUUGAGACGUCUGCCUGACGAUAUUCUACCUGCUUGCAAUAACAGCGCGGACAAUGUCACGAUAUCUGGACCUACAGAUUCGGUUAACAAAUUCGUAGAAACUCUGAAGAACGAAGGAAUAUUCGCUAAAACUGUUAACGUAUCAGGCAGGGCCUUUCACAGCAAGUACAUAGCAGAUGCAGGUCCAUUACUCAAAAAGUCUCUUGAUAAGAUUAUCCCGAAUCCAAUGGAUCGUACUGAUAAAUGGAUAAGCUCAAGUAUUCCUGAAGUCGAAUGGAAUUCAUCACUGAGUAAGAAGAGUUCUGCAGACUAUCACGUUAACAAUCUCCUGUCACCAGUUUACUUCCAUGAAGCCGUUCAGCAUAUUCCAAAAAAUGCAAUUUGCAUUGAAGUAGCUCCUCAUGGGCUCCUUCAGGCUAUUUUGCGGCGAUCCCUUGGGCCAGAUGUCAAAAAUAUUAGCCUCGUAAAGCGCAAUCAUGAAAAAAAUAUGCAAUUUCUCCUGAGCAACAUUGGAAAACUCUACUCAGCUGGAGCACAGCCAGUUGUUAAAAAGCUCUUCCCUCCGGUAUCCUUCCCCGUAGGACGUGGUACACCGAUGCUCAGUUCCAAGAUUAAAUGGGAUCACUCACAAAAGUUUGAAGUACCAUUUGCGGGGGUUUUUUUCAAUAAAGCAACCACUUCUUCUGGAGAAACAGUUGUGGAAAUUAAUCUCAACAAUGAGGAAGAUGCUUUCUUGGCAGGACACACCAUAGAUGGUCGAGUUUUGUAUCCUGCUACAGGAUACAUCAUGUUAGCCUGGAAACAGUUUGCAAAUACACGUGGAACUACCUACGAUCGCUUGCCUGUUAUCUUUGAAGACGUUACGUAUCAUCGUGCAACAAUUCUGCCUACAAAUGGAUCCGUCAAGCUUGGCGUCAAUAUGUUUGAUGGGACUGGAAAGUUCGAAAUUUCUGAAGGAGGUUCUGUUGUUGUAUCAGGAUCUAUUCGUACUACGGAGAAUAUUGAGGAAGAAUUAUUACAACUGGAUCCACUUACAGAGUCUAAAAAUGGUUUACCACUGAAUGCAAAUGAUAUAUACAAAGAGUUGCGCAUCCGUGGUUACGACUACAACGGAAGAUUUCGUAGUAUUGUACAGACUGAUCCAGAUGUAAACACGGGAAAACUGGAGUGGAUUGAUGAGAAUUGGGUGCCUUUCAUGGAUACGAUGCUUCAAUUUGCUAUUAUCAAUACAGAAUUUCGUGAAUUGUACCUUCCAAAGCAUUUUGAUAGAGUUGUCAUUAAUCCAGAGAAGCAUCUAGAAUUAGCAGUUCAGUACUGCACAGAUGAAAGAGAUAAGACAAUCUUUCCUGUACAUGUAUACAAAGAUAUAAAUGUUAUCAAAAGUGGAGGAAUAGAAAUAAGGGGUGUGAGUACAUCCUUAGCUCCAAAACGUCAAAACUCCCAUGCUCCACCUCUAUUGGAAAAGUACAUCUUUGUACCGAAUUUCAACAGAUGCGUGUUAUCUGAAAAAUUGGAUACGGCAAAGCAAUACGCUGUUACAAGUGCUGUGCAACUUGCAAUUGAAAACUGUAAAGGAGCGCUAAAGAUAAAGACGUCUGAAGUUCUUCUUGACACGACAUCUGAUUUUUUACUGAGUCCAUCUGUAAAGCAGAUAAUUGAGAAUGAACCAGCUUUGGGAAACAGUGCAGCAGUUGUAGUGGCAGAAAGUACUCCUGAGUUGGAGCAGAUGACGAAUGAUGCUGAAAUUCGUCUUGUUGUAAAGGAUAUUUCAGAUGGAGCUGUGGAAUCCGGUUGUCACCUAUACAUUGCUAAGGAUAUUUGUGAGCACCUUAAAGCUGAAUUGUUAUUGAGAAAUCUCAAGGAGUCCAUCAAAGAAGAUGGUUUCAUUCUGCUUGAAGAACCGAUCAAGGAGAUUUCUGAUACAACACUCUUUGACAAGCUUGGAUUGGUAUUAGUUUCAUCGCAAGUUUCCUCAAAUAGAAAGUAUCUCCUUCUUCGUCCUGUAUUUGACAUCAGCUCUAAGAAUAUUCAGGUAGUUAAUUUAACUGAGAAGAAUUUUAACUGGUUGGAAGAUUUGAAGUUGGCCCUUCGUACAGCUGAGGCUGAAAACAAGUUGGUGUAUAUUGUAUGCCAAGGCGAAGAGCUAUUUGGAGCUGUAGGCUUAAUGAAUUGCAUCAAGAAUGAAGGAGGUGGCAAAACCGCAAGACUCUUCUUCAUACAGGACACCGAUGCUCCAACAUUCUCUACCUCUAAUCCCUUAUACAUGAAUCAGAUUUCCAAGAAUCUCAUCAUAAAUGUCCUUAAGGAUGGUUCUUGGGGUACUUUUCGACAUCUGAAGCUGGAUUGCGAAGGGCAGACACGACUAGUGGAACAUGCCUAUGUGAAUAACCUGAUCAAAGGUAAUCUAUCCAGCUUCAAGUGGAUUGAGGGACCAUUCAAUCUCAAUUGUCCGGAUCUUAAUGAUUCACUUAAUGAGUUAUGUACCGUUUAUUAUGCAUCACUAAACUUCCGCGACGUUAUGCUAAGUACUGGAAAGCUUUCUGUCGACAUAAUGCCAGUGGCACAUGAUGAUUGUGUCCUUGGGAUGGAAUUCUCUGGGCGUGAUUCAAAGGGAAAUCGUAUAAUGGGAAUGAUGCCUGCAAAAGCUCUUGCCACAACAUGUGUUACUAUGAAGUUUUUGACAUUACCCAUCCCUGAUUCCUGGACUCUUGAGGAAGCAGCAACAAUCCCCAUUGCAUAUGGUACUGUAUUCUAUGGGCUUGUGAUGCGGGGGAAGAUGAAAGAAGGAGAAUCUAUUCUUAUUCAUGCUGGAUCAGGUGGUGUUGGUAUAGCUGCUAUUUCGGUAGCUCUCAAAAUGGGUUUAACAGUUUACACGACAGUUGGGAGUCAGCAAAAGAGGGAUUUCCUCAAGAAAACUUUCCCACAGUUAACGGAUCGUCACAUUGGAAAUUCUCGUGAUUGUUCCUUUGAACAGAUGAUUAUGCGUGAGACUCAAGGAAAGGGCGUAGAUCUAGUUCUGAAUUCCCUGGCUGAUGACAAACUUAAAGCUUCGGUGAGGUGUCUUGGUUUAAAUGGGAGAUUCAUUGAGAUUGGAAAAUUUGAUUUGAGCAAUAACACAGCCUUAGGAAUGUCUGUCUUUCUAAAGAAUAGCAGUUUCCAUGGAAUUUUCUUAGAUCAUCUUUUUAGUAAUAGAGAUGUUGAAACUGUUUCCAAGAUUGCAGAGCUCAUACGUGACGGUAUUGAGAGUGGAGCUGUUCGACCACUUCCCAUGACUGUAUUCGGUAAGGAGCAAGUAGAGGAAGCUUUUCGUUACAUGGCGAGCGGCAAGCACAUUGGCAAAGUUGUCCUCAAAAUACGAGACGAAGAAAAAGAGAAGCAACUUAUUCCUGCUCCUAACCUUAUCCCUGCUAUGCCACGAACGUACAUGUACUCAGAGAAGAUUUAUGUAGUUGUCGGUGGACUGGGUGGGCUAGGCCUUGAACUGAUUAAUUGGCUAAUUUCCCGAGGAGCGAAAAAUAUUGUAGCUUUAUCUCGCAAUGGGAUCCAGACAGGCUACCAAUCCUUGAUGGAGAGACGUAAGAAAGGUGUCAAUUUCGUAAUAGACAAGAAUGAUGUAACAACUAAAGAAGGAGCAGAACAAUUACUUAAGGAAGCCCUCAAUAUUGGUCCUGUGGGUGGAAUCUUUAAUUUAGCUGCUGUACUGCAUGAUGCUUUCUUUGAUGAUCAGCAGGAAGCAAACUUCCAAAAAGUAUGCCUGCCCAAAAUUAACGCAACGAAGUGUCUUGACGCUGCUUCACGUUCACUCUGCCCUUACCUGGACUACUUCAUCUGCUUCUCAAGUGUUUCAUGUGGACGCGGGAAUAUUGCUCAAACGAAUUACGGAAUGGCUAAUUCGGCAAUGGAGAGGAUAUGCGAAGCCCGUCAAGCAGCAGGUUAUCCUGGCACUGCUAUUCAGUGGGGAGCUGUUGGUGAUACAGGCUUAGUAAUUGAACACCUAGGUGACAAUAAUACGAAUAUUGGAGGCACACUGCCUCAGAGAAUGUCUUCAUGCCUACAGACAAUGGAUCUCUUUAUGCAACAACCUCAUCCUGUUCUUGCAUCAAUGGUUGUGGCGGAAAAGAGGAAGGUUGACAGUGCUGGACAAUUGAGUAUUGCUGCCUGCGUCGCGAAUAUCCUUGGCAUCAGAAACAUUGAAAAGGUUCCCAACGGAUUAUCUCUCACUGAUCUGGGAUUAGACUCACUCAUGGGGACGGAAAUAAAGCAAACACUCGAGAGGAACUACGAUUUGGUAUUAAACGUGCAAGAAAUUAAGCAGCUUACUUUUGGGAAAUUACUGGAGUAUGACAGGAAAGCUAAGACGACAUCUAUCAGUGAAGAGAUCAGUGUUGAAACUGAAUCAGUCACAAAAGAUGAGUUCACUAAGAAUUUAAUUCCAAAGGAAGUUUUAGUGCGUUUGCCGUCAAAUGCUGCUGAGAAUACUCAACAGAGACCACUAUUUGUGAUCCAUGCAAUUGAAGGCUUUGUUGAUGCUCUAAAGCCAUUAGCAGCUAAGCUGAAUUGCCCAGUUUGGGGACUUCAAUGCACCGAAAAUGUUCCUCAAGAAUCAAUCCAGGAAAUUGCCAAAUUCUACAUCAGCCAAAUGAAGACAGUUCAGAGUAAGGGUCCGUAUAUAAUUGCAGGAUACUCCUACGGAACGGUUAUUGCCUGUGAAAUGGCAAAGCAGUUGGAGACUGAGUUUAAGGAAGCAGUCAGUGUGAUUCUGCUGGAUGGUUCACCACAACAUGUGAACAUGCAGUUUCAGCAGAAACGUUUAUCAAUCAUUGGAACCAAGACUGAAGCUGAAGAGCUCUUCUUGGCGCACUUUGCAACGAGGCUUGUUGGACUCCAGAAUGGAUUGGCUGUUAUGAAAGAAUUAGAUGGUCUUUCCACGAUAGAGGAUAAACUCAGAAAAUACAUUGAACUAGUUCACAAGGCUACGCAGCACAAUCAUGAACUGGUAAGCCAGGACCUAACUUAUGUUAAGUAA